Molecule: messenger RNA, 2016 nt
Organism: Penicillium antarcticum
Lineage: Eukaryota; Fungi; Ascomycota; Eurotiomycetes; Eurotiales; Aspergillaceae
Product: fungal specific transcription factor domain-containing protein
Exons: 5
Coding region: 1-2016 (671 amino acids)
Biological process (GO): DNA-templated transcription
Cellular component (GO): nucleus
Molecular function (GO): DNA binding; zinc ion binding
Source: RefSeq, a predicted model, not a curated record
AUGCCGGCUGCUGGGAGCCCAUCACUGAAGCGCAAGCGGGUCGUAGAAUCCUGCUCGGAGUGCUACCGCAGGAAGCAGAAGCCAGAAAUGUGCCAGCCAAAUGUACUUUCAAUGCCUCAAAGUAAGUGUCUUCCUAUGACUCUUUCCUUGUUCACCAAAUCCCUCCUUGCGGCUCUAACAAUUAUCCCUAGGGUGCCGCCGCCCGAAGGCAUUCGGCAUUCCAGUAUGACAACAAAUCAAUGGGGUCAGGAGCCAUCACCGUUACAGGAUGACCGGGUUAGCCCUCAUCUGGGCUCAAAUGCCCUAGGAUACUCAUCCGCCCCCGGUAGCAAUGCCUUUGUGGGCUUGCAACAGAUCCUCGGUAAUGCCGAAUUCGAUAGGAUUAAUUCGUCUCAAACUCCUGCUUCGAACCCCAGUGUCUCGCGACAUACUAACCAGGUCCUCCUUUCAAAAUUGCCACCGAGGCCAGUCCUUCAGACGCUUAUUGACUUAUUUUUUACUGAGGUAAAUUGGCAUUAUUUCAUCCUCGACAGAUUUUAUUUCGAUGACUUGUUUUCUCGUUGGCCCAUAAGCGAAGAACUGGAACCCGUGGGCUAUCUCAGCCUCGAUGAACUCUCACGAGAGUUAUGUUACUUUCCGGCUGUACUUUUCCAGGUUACCUGCUUGACAUUGCAAUUUCUACCAUCGGAGCAAAUAGAGACUGCUCGGGUAUCUGCCAAUGAUCUAGCUAAUUCACAAUCCUACAGCGACAUAGGCGAUCAGCUAUUAUCAAAUUUGGGCCGGCCAGGGGCUGCUCUGAGUGGGGUCCAGGCAGAGUUCCUAAGGGCCUCGUGCUUGAAAAAUGCGGGUAGAGGCACUGAAGCCUGGCACGCUUUAGGCAAUGCCAUCAGGCAAGCCCAGGAACUUGGACUACACCGUCAUCGGGAAAUUCGUCAGCGUGAGGAAGCCAGUAUUGAUAAGACUUUAUGUGAGUUCUGUUUGAUGGCUAUGAUCCUUGGUCGACCACGGAUGAUCCACAGAGAUGAUUGUGAUGCAAAGCCCCCUAUGGAAUGCAGUAUACCCAAGAACCCUUCCGUGGCAAUACCGAUGGCGGUGCGCUCCGACGAAAGUCCGGGCAUCAUACCAGUAUCAGCCUCUCUUUUCCAAUAUGCAAUCGCAUGUAAAGUUCAUGACAUGCGCGCCAUCAAAGUCGAUCGUCCCCAUCCUAAAACUUAUUCUACUGUCCAAAAGAUUCAUGAAGAUGUCGACUCAAUGAUGGAAGGCCUGCUACCUGCAAUUCGUCCCGACUGUCCGGACACAUCAUGGGACUUGGAGCUCCCUUACCUUCCUCAGCUGCGCGAGGAGUUGAAAGUCAUGGCGAACCUUUUCAUUGUCAACCUGCAUCGUCCACAUAUUAUCGCUAGCACCGAAAGCCGAAAAGCCGCUUUACAAGCUGCAAUUACUACACUUGAUUCACAGCUGCGCUCCUUUACGCAAACGAAUCCACAUCAAUACCGCUUAUUCGGCCUUGCGUUCUAUUUGGUUGAUGCAUCUUUCCUUCUAUCGAUCAUCAGUAUUCUCUAUCCACCGGAGAAUUCCGACGCCAGACAAAAUAUCGAAACCAGUCUCAGUCGGUCACUUGAUAGUCUCGCAGCUCUAAAAAUCCAUAAUCCAAUUGCUAAAGCAGGCUUUGAUGUUGUCCAACGCUGUUACAAAAAACUCAAAGAAGCAUUUCAAUUGAGAAGGGCUAAUGACGCUUCUGGGCCACACCCAGCUCUGCAUGGCUCUUCUACCACUCGAUUACAAAGUCUGAUGAGGGAUCUGCAGGAUCACAGCCUCGAGCCAUCGAUGGGCUCGCUGCUUGAUCCUGAUCAAUCGACCCAGACCCCCAACCUUGGGCUUCCCACGCCUCCGUUCUAUGGAUUGCAAGAUAGCUUUGAUUCGGGAUACUGGCUGGAACAACUGAAUCAGAUUCAGCCAUCUCUACUAUUUGAACAAGACCCCAACGGGAUGUGGGAAACCCUUUCGUUUGAUUGA